ACACACACACACACACACACACUCACUACAGUGCCUCUGCUGGACGCUGCAUUUCCUCGUCUCUCUUCUCUCUUAUUUUUAGUGGCAGGAGUGGAUCCUGAACCCUGCAUCUAAUUAAAUCAACCCAAACUCAGCACUGACUGGAGACACUCGUUUUGCACAUGUCCUGACUAAAAAAAUGAGACCGCAGGCUGGUUUGGAGAGCAGAAAUCCUUCAUGAUGAGGAUUCUGCCUACUAAUUUGAAAGGAACAAGAAGGAAGUGCAGGUUGUCAACUUCCUGCUGUGGUAUUUGAUUAGGUCUGUGGACAUCAGCCUGACGUUUUUUUUGGACUUGGACAUUUUUCAGGCGCCUUGAGGAAGACAUCAGAAGGAGCCGGAGCUUUGCUGAGGCGGCUUGUGCUUUUCUCUCCGUCCGUUAAAAUAUCCCAGCAUCCUCAAACUAAUCACGGCUCCCUGGCAUCGAGCCGGGGCAUCUUCCCAAAACCAAGGGGAAGGCUGGCCGUCGCGGAGCCAGACGGUGUCUGCAGCUCCAGCUGAGGGCGGCGAAGGCGGCAUGGCUGCACGCGGGCUGUGGGCCGAGUGCUGGGAGCACACAGCCGGGCUGUGGCAGGAGCUGAGGGACAACCAGCUGCUCAAGUACGGAGCCAUCACCACCGUCUCGGCCGUCAGUCUGGUCGUACUGAGGAAGUGGGUCGCCGGCGGCGUGUGCCACAGCCAGGCGAAACUUCACGGAAAGACGGUGGUUAUCACCGGCGCCAACACAGGCAUUGGCAAGGAGACGGCGUUGGACAUGGCCAGGAGAGGGGCCCGGGUGGUGAUGGCCUGCAGGGAUCUGUCCAAGGCGGAGCAGGCCGCCUCCGAGAUCCGCCAGGCGACAGGAAACAGCGAGGUGUUGGUGCGACACCUGGACCUGUCCUCCCUCCGCUCGGUGCGACACUUCAGCACCGAGCUGCGAGCCGCCGAGAAGCGCCUGGACAUCCUCAUCAACAACGCAGGGGUGAUGAUGUGUCCUAAAAUGCUGACAGACGACGGCUUUGAGAUGCAGCUGGGUGUCAAUCACCUGGGUCACUUCCUGCUGACCAAUCUGCUGCUGGAGCUGCUGAAGAGCUCCGCCCCCAGCCGCGUGGUCACCGUCUCCAGCGUCGUCCACGACAGAGGGAAGAUCCACUUUGACGACCUGCACUUUGAGAGGACGCCCUACAGCCCCCUGACCAGCUACAGGCAGAGCAAGCUGGCCAACAUCCUGUUCACCAGAGAGCUGGCCAGCAGGACCCGAGGUUCGGGGGUGACGUGCCUCUGCCUGCACCCCGGGGUGAUCCGCUCCGAGCUGGGCCGGCACGUGGAGACCCGCUGGCCGGCGGCGGCGGCGCUGCUGCGGCUGCCCGCCCUGCUGCUUAUGAAGACGCCACGGGAGGGAGCGCAGACCUCCAUCUACUGCGCCGUGACGCCCGGCCUGGAGGAGCACAGCGGCUGCUACUUCAGUGACUGCAGGGUGAAGAGGCCAGCUCCUGAGGCCAGAGAUGACCUCACUGCCCGAAGAUUAUGGGAUGUCAGCGCCCGGCUGGUCAAUCACUAUAGCAACUGAAGGCAACCAGCACCGCCCCCUUAGUAGUACUACUAAUUAUACUACUAUUACUACAGUUACUACUACUGCAAAUUGAACUAUUACUACUGCUACCACUACUACUGUUACUACCAUUAUUAUUAUUAAUAC
This is a messenger RNA of Myripristis murdjan (pinecone soldierfish), 1715 nucleotides long. RefSeq names its product retinol dehydrogenase 12 (gene crdh). The transcript is spliced from 8 exons. NCBI's taxonomy places the organism in Eukaryota, Metazoa, Chordata, Actinopteri, Holocentriformes, Holocentridae. Bases 555 to 1586 code for a protein of 343 amino acids. The record is from RefSeq and is a predicted model, not a curated record.